This is a messenger RNA of Trichophyton rubrum CBS 118892, 1224 nucleotides long. RefSeq lists its product as uncharacterized. The record is from RefSeq and is a predicted model, not a curated record. Bases 1 to 1224 code for a protein of 407 amino acids. Lineage: Eukaryota; Fungi; Ascomycota; Eurotiomycetes; Onygenales; Arthrodermataceae. The transcript is spliced from 3 exons.
AUGGCAACUCGCACCUCUACCCGACAUGCAGCAACGAAGGCAAAUGAAGCCCUGCAUGAAAAUGCACAACAGGGCAGAAGGAAAUCGACUGAAGCAGGCCAAAAGCGCAAGGCUUCGUCUAAGAAAGAUAUUCCGGAACCAAAGCGAGAGAAGCAUACCAAGGAUGAGAUCAAGAAAUCCGCAGAUGAAGCGGCAAUAAAACAGGAGCCUGCGAAAAAUACCACAACGCAAAAUGAGCCAAAGAAAACUGAAGCUGAGAAGCCACAUGCUCAUCAUGCAUAUGUGAAAGACGAGGAGGCUGAAGAGUCAAGUGAGAUGAAACCCUCUGAUAUUUCUGGGAAUAAGGAAUCAAAGGCCGCCACGGACACAAAAACAGAAAGCCCCCGGGGUGAAAGUAUACCAUCCAACAUUAUGGAGGAGGGGAUCAUAUAUUUUUUCUUUCGGGGUAAAGUUGGCGUUGAAGAACCAAAAGGUGUCGAUGAAGUUGCCCGUACCUUUAUUGUUCUCCGCCAUCAGCCCAUUGGAGCCAACCUAAGUGCCGGGCUUGCCGGGGGUGAAAACAACUGUCGACUUCUCUUGUUGCCUAAGAAAACAGUUCCCACGUCAAGCCGCGAAAAGUACAUGGGCUUCGUUGAGAAAGCGGGGACCGACCUGAAGACCCUGAAGGAAUCGUUUUUGGGUGAAGAAUAUGAGACCAAGACGAAAGGCACGCAAUUUUCGCCCACUGCUACCCCAUUAGCCGAAGGCGUUUAUGCACUUACUUCGACCACGAGAACCUCUCACUUGGCGUAUAUUUUGACAAUACCAACCGAGUUAUCCCAGGUUCAGAAAGAUUUUGGUUUACGAGAGAAAGGCUCUUUCAUCGUGGCCUCGAAGAAUCCCAAGUAUCCUGGUCCAUCCAGUGCAAGGCUGCCAAAGCCCCCAGACUAUCCGCAAAGUUUGAUGGAUGACUUCCGCGACCUCCGCUGGGUGCCUCUUAAACCGAAAUUCAUUGAUUAUCCGAAUGCACAGUUUAUGAUGCUAGGCGAAGCGCAAGGCCACCUGGGCAAGGGAGGCAAGACGGAAGGAAAAGCCCCGGAGCAGGAGGAUGCAGGUGAGGAACUCGAGCAUCUUGAGGGUGAGGAUGAAAUACGGGCUGAGGCGCUGGACGACAGCGAUAAAAUUUUCGAAGAUCUGGGGCUUAGCGCAAAGCAGUUUCCGCAAGUUCCAACUACCUGGGAAUAA